Messenger RNA from Piliocolobus tephrosceles (Ugandan red Colobus), 2197 nucleotides. It is a transcript of the gene TRIP10, whose product is annotated as thyroid hormone receptor interactor 10. Lineage: Eukaryota; Metazoa; Chordata; Mammalia; Primates; Cercopithecidae. The record is from RefSeq and is a predicted model, not a curated record. Gene Ontology annotation, molecular function: protein binding. The coding region runs from base 88 to 1893 and encodes 601 amino acids. The transcript has 13 exons. Gene Ontology annotation, biological process: signal transduction.
CUGAGUCUCCCCGGGGAGGGCGGAGGGCGGCUGGCGGCGGGGACCGGGUGCGGUGGUGGCUGCGGCGGCGGCGGCGGCGGCAGCAGCAUGGACUGGGGCACUGAGCUGUGGGAUCAGUUCGAGGUGCUCGAGCGCCACACGCAGUGGGGGCUGGACCUGUUGGACAGAUAUGUAAAAUUUGUGAAAGAACGCACCGAAGUGGAACAGGCUUACGCCAAACAACUGCGGAGCCUGGUGAAAAAAUAUCUGCCCAAGAGACCUGCCAAGGAUGAUCCCGAGUCCAAAUUCAGCCAGCAGCAGUCCUUCGUACAGAUUCUCCAGGAGGUGAAUGACUUUGCAGGCCAGCGGGAGUUGGUGGCCGAGAACCUCAGUGUCCGUGUGUGUCUUGAGCUGACCAAGUACUCACAAGAGAUGAAACAGGAGAGGAAGAUGCACUUCCAAGAAGGGCGGCGGGCCCAGCAGCAGCUGGAAAACGGCUUUAAACAGCUGGAGAAUAGUAAGCGUAAAUUUGAGCGGGACUGCCGGGAGGCAGAGAAGGCAGCCCAGACUGCUGAACGGCUAGACCAGGAUAUCAACGCCACCAAGGCUGACGUGGAGAAGGCCAAGCAGCAAGCCCACCUUCGGAGUCAUAUGGCCGAAGAAAGCAAAAACGAAUAUGCAGCUCAACUGCAGCGCUUCAAUCGAGACCAAGCCCACUUCUAUUUUUCACAGAUGCCCCAGAUAUUCGAUAAGCUCCAAGACAUGGAUGAACGCAGGGCCACCCGCCUGGGUGCCGGGUAUGGGCUCCUGUCGGAGGCCGAGCUGGAGGUGGUGCCCAUCAUCGCCAAGUGCUUGGAGGGCAUGAAGGUGGCUGCAAAUGCUGUGGAUCCCAAGAACGACUCCCAAGUCCUUAUAGAGCUGCACAAGUCAGGUUUUGCCCGCCCAGGCGACGUGGAAUUCGAGGACUUCAGCCAGCCCAUGAACCGUGCACCCUCGGACAGCAGUCUGGGCACCCCCUCGGAAGGACGUCCUGAGCUCCGAGGCCCAGGCCGCAUCCGCACCAAGCGCUGGCCCUUUGGCAAGAAGAACAAGCCUCGCCCCCCACCCCUCUCCCCCCUGGGGGGUCCCGUACCCUCGGCAUUGCCUAACGGACCCCCGUCCCCCCGCUCCGGCCGUGACCCCUUGGCCAUACUGAGCGAGAUCAGUAAGUCGGUCAAACCGAGGCUAGCAUCCUUCCGCAGCCUUCGAGGCAGCCGUGGGACAGUGGUGACCGAGGAUUUUAGCCAUUUGCCCCCAGAGCAGCAGCGAAAGCGGCUUCAACAGCAGUUAGAAGAACGCAGUCGUGAACUUCAGAAGGAGGUUGACCAGAGGGAAGCCCUAAAGAAAAUGAAGGAUGUCUACGAGAAGACACCCCAGAUGGGAGACCCCGCCAGCCUGGAGCCCCAGAUCGCUGAAACCCUGAGCAACAUCGAACGGCUGAAAUUGGAAGUGCAGAAGUAUGAGGCGUGGCUGGCAGAAGCUGAAAGUCGAGUCCUUAGCAACCGGGGAGACAGCCUGAGCCGGCACGCCCGGCCUCCCGACCCCCCUGCUAGCGCCCCACCAGACAGCAGCAGGAACAGCGGAUCACAGGACACCAAGGAGAGCUCUGAAGAGCCUCCCUCGGAAGAGAGCCAGGACACCCCCAUUUACACGGAGUUUGAUGAGGAUUUCGAGGAGGAACCCACAUCACCCAUAGGUCACUGUGUGGCCAUCUACCACUUUGAAGGGUCCAGCGAGGGCACCAUCUCUAUGGCCGAGGGUGAAGACCUCAGUCUUAUGGAAGAAGACAAAGGGGACGGCUGGACCCGGGUCAGGCGGAAAGAGGGAGGUGAGGGCUACGUGCCCACCUCCUACCUGCGAGUCACACUCAAUUGAACCCUGCCAGAGGCGGGAAGAUGGGGGCUGUCGGCUGCUGCUUCUGGGCCACGGGGGGCCCCAGGACCUAUGCACUUUAUUUCUGACCCCGUGGCUUCAGCUGAGACCUGUGUAACCUGCUGCCCCCUCCAUCCCCAACCCAAUGCCACCUGUCACUCCGGACGGACCCGCUGUGCCUUCUACCAUCGUUCCACCAUUGAUGUACAUACUCAUGUUUUACAUCUUCUUCUUGCCGCUCGGCUCCGGCCAUUUUGUUUUAUACAAAAAUGGAAAAAAAAAAAAAAAAAAAAAGAAAUUACAUAAA